AUGUCCACCAAUGGUAGCCAAGAGCUGCUCUCGCCGCGAAUUGCCAAAAGCGAUGCCUUCCAGGCCGACUCGAUCACGGCCGCCUCGCCAAAGGCGGAAUCGAGUCGGCUUAUAGCGAAUGGAGAAGACGUUAUCGUGCCGGCAGACGAGCUGGAGGAUGAUCUUGCCGAGUCAGCAUCAGCGUUUGGUGGGCGCGCGUUGCCAUGGUGCGAGCCGUGGCUGUGGUCGGUGGUUAAGGUGCUGCUGCUCGUGCUGCUCUGGUACACCUUCAGCAUGGCGCUCUCCCUGUACAACAAGGUGCUGAUCGGCGAGAAGCACGGGCGCUUCCCUGCACCGCUGAUGAUGACCACCUUCCACUUCCUGCUGCAGGGCGCCAUCGCCUCGCUGCUGCUGCGCUGCUUCUGCCAGUCCUGGCUGCCCGCCACGCCCAUCUCCUGGCGCGACUACUUCCUGCGAGUGGUGCCCACGGCAGUGGCCACAUCGCUUGACAUCGCCCUCUCCAACCUCUCUCUCGCGCUCAUCACCCUCACCUUUUACACCAUGUGCAAGUCCAGCGCGCCUGUUUUCCUCCUCCUCUUCGCCUUCCUCUUCCGCCUGGAGACGCCAAGCUUCAAGCUGCUGGGCAUCAUGCUCGUCAUCUCCGUCGGGGUGCUCUUCACAGUGGCGGGGGAGACGGAGUUUGAGCUGCUGGGAUUCAUUCUAGUCAUGGUGGCAGCAUUUGUGUCGGGUCUCAGAUGGGUGCUGCUGCAAGUGCUGCUGCAGGGGGACAAACUUGGUCUCACCAACCCGCUGCUCACGCUGGCCUAUCUGGCGCCCGUGAUGGCGCUCGUGUGCGGCGUCUUCUCACUGCUCCACGAGCCCUGGUCCGCGCUCACCUCGUCGCCCUACUUUGACACGUGGCAGCACACCCUCUGGAGCUUCGCCAUCAUGCUCGUGGGCGGCAUCCUCGCCUUCUGCAUGAUCAUGGCAGAGUUCCUGCUGGUGCUGGAGACGAGCGCCGUCACCUUCUCUGUGGCCGGCACCGUCAAGGAGGCCGCCACCAUCCUCGUGUCGCAUGCGGUGUUUGGCGACCGAUUCACGCGCAUCAACCUGCUGGGCAUCCUCAUCAUCAUGCUCGGCGUCUCCCUCUUCAACCUCUACAAGGUGUCGCGCAACAAGGCACGGGAGUCUGACGGCCAUCUGGUGCACACGCUCAGCGAUGCACCCCUUCCUGACCACCCGGGCAUGUCCUCCGAGCAACUGCAGCUGCUACACCACCCCCCCUCGCCCUCCUCCUCCGCCCCCCAAGCAUAUCCUCUCUCUCCCCGCGGCACCCGGGACUCCACGCACGUGCUGCUGGCCACCAGCAUGAGCCCUCGUGCCCACGCCCACACGCGACUCACCUCCCCCCGUGCCCAGGGUAGCCCAGCAGGCAGUGCAGCGUUUGAAGUGGCGGGCAGCACCUCUGACUUGAGUGCAGUGACUCGUGCAGGCAGUGCUGAUGGCAGUGCUGAUGGCAGGGGAACGGGGCUGACAACAUAUGAUGCCGUCGAGAUGGAAGCAAUCUCCAAAGGGGAAAAGCAAGCGCAAGUGUAG
Molecule: messenger RNA, 1575 nt
Organism: Closterium sp. Naga37s-1
Lineage: Eukaryota; Viridiplantae; Streptophyta; Zygnematophyceae; Desmidiales; Closteriaceae
Source: the annotation of a GenBank genome assembly